This is a messenger RNA of Actinia tenebrosa (Australian red waratah sea anemone), 548 nucleotides long. RefSeq names its product zinc finger MYM-type protein 2-like. Lineage: Eukaryota; Metazoa; Cnidaria; Anthozoa; Actiniaria; Actiniidae. The record is from RefSeq and is a predicted model, not a curated record.
UCCUUGGCCGCUAAACAACAAAACAAGUAUUGCAAUUUGUUGUUUUUACUGGCAAUAUUUAUUCACUUAUUUUCUCUACAAAACACGCUGUUUUACAGUCACGUUUAUCUCAGUAAGAUGUCUGAUGACGAGCAUAGUGAUAGCGAAUUCUAUUAUCCUUUGGACUACAAAAACAAUGAAAACGAAAGCGAGAAAACCAGAGAAAAGCAAAGUUUUUCAGUGGACGACGUCCAAAGUUUCAUACAGACUCAGCGUCCAGAAAAUACUAUUAAGAAAACUCAGUAUGACCUAAAUGUGUGGCGAAGAUACUUGUCCGAGUGGGGAGAAACUACAGAAGUUGAAAACAUACCUCCACAAAAGCUAAAUUUGUUGAUCUGUCGUUUCUUCAUCGAGAUACAAAAGAAAGAUGGCGAAGCGUACGAGCCCUCUACACUAACCUCUUUCCAUCGAAGUCUUCAGAGAUACCUCAAUGAUAAGCAGUCCACAGUCAAUAUAUUUAAAGAUCAAGAAUUUGCCAUGUCAAGAGACGCUUUAAAGUCUAAAAAGAA